Drosophila teissieri is the source of this 533-nucleotide messenger RNA. RefSeq lists its product as uncharacterized. NCBI's taxonomy places the organism in Eukaryota, Metazoa, Arthropoda, Insecta, Diptera, Drosophilidae. The coding region runs from base 145 to 291 and encodes 48 amino acids. The transcript has a single exon. The record is from RefSeq and is a predicted model, not a curated record.
GCAUAGUGCACAAAGCUCUCCUCGCGUUCACUUCGCAUCCGCAUCCGCUCCGCUCCGCCACAUUCCAUUCCGCAGCCGGAGUAACCAGUAACCAGUAGCCAGUGUCCCUCGUCACUCGUCUCCGAUCUCCCGAGAGCAGCUAGCAUGUGGUCGAAAGUUGGCAUCGUCGGCGCCCUGGUCGUGAUGGGCGGCAUCCUCUCCGCCAGCGUGGUGGACAACUUCGCCUACGUGGACCGCUCCCUGCCGGUGGCCAUGCCCAAGGCGAAGGCCUUCCAAGUGAAGCAGGAGUGAGCAGUGAGCAGGAGGUGCCCAGGAGGUGUGGCUGCCGCAGCAGGCAGUUGUUCCUGGACCAGGAACCCGGUGUCCUUCACUGGCCAGUUAGCUACUCCGGCUUGUUGACCGCAAGUGGGAAGUAGUUAGUGCAGGUCCCUACUUAAUUUAUAUUAUAUAUUUUUUUUUCUACUGUAUGUGACUAAUUUAAGGAGUUCCCUAUGCGUAAUAGUAAUAAUAAACAAAUAAAUAAGUGAAACGAA